UAGGGCUAAAGUGCAACUAACUUCAGGGCAAUACAAGAUGAUUGUCCCGGGCAAUGCCCUUUCGUUAUUGAGUUUCUGAACGCAGCCAGUCCCCGCCUGCCUCUAAAAAGAACAUGGCGGUACCGAAGUCGUCUCAGUGUAACGCCUGACAUUAUUACACGAAUUUUACAAAAACUUUGUAUUAAAAUGUGAAAACCAUGAAUUAAAACAACUGGUGUUGUGUAAUUUAAGUGUGUUUAAUGAUGUGUCGGAUCGGGAUGUGCCGAUUUGGAAUCGGGAACUGGAUUUUUUUGAUCGCUUCGGCACAUUUGUUUACAUACGUCCAAGGGGUCGAUGAGCUAGUCCCAGACGAAGGUGUCCGGUUGACAUCAGAACCGCACGAUGCAGUCGUAGAAGAGGGGGAUUCAGUUGUUCUGGCGUGUGCUGCAGCCAGAGGGGCCAAGAUACACUGGAGACAUCGAGCUGAUGGUCCACCGAGGCGGGAUGACGCACUGUCCAGCGAGGAUAAGUACAGAAAGCAACUAGCGAACGGUUCUCUAGUGAUAGAGAGCAUGUCUGCAACUCUGGCGGGGCAUUACCAAUGUGUGGCCACUGGAAGCGCGGGAAGCGUGGUUUCGCGGGUCGCGUUAUUAUAUUUAGCAGAAGUCCCACCACUCAUACCGGGUCCCCGUAGUAUCCUAGGCACAGUGGGAGCUCCAGCACUACUCCCCUGUGGUGUCUCUGCACCUCCACGAGUGGCCGUGAAGCUGCAAGGACCGGCUGCAUUGCCAGAAAGGAAAGUUUACUCGGCAGCGAGGUUACACAGUCCACCGCCGGUUCUCAAGCUAAACGUAACAUGGCUAAAGAAUGGGUCACCAGUCCGAUUGGAAGCAGCACGGGUGUCAGUGACCCCCAGCGGAGCAUUAGAACUUGAUCCACUGCGACCUCAUGACGCGGCUACCUACCGGUGUCGGGUGGCUCUAUCACCGCAUAAGCAUAGGACGGGCGAAGAGAUCGAGCUACGCGUGAGCACGGAGUCGCCAGAUGAGGAGCCGCCACGUUUUGUAGCCACGCCUCAACCCAUCACGGUUAUCGAAGGAGCAUCGGUGACAUUCGACUGUGCGGCGGUGGGCAAUCCCAAACCUGAGAUCACGUGGCUCAACAACGUGGGAGUCGCUAUCGACCUCAAUGACCUGGACUCGCGGUUCUACCUGGUGGGUUCCGGGUCCCUGCGCGUGCAGGCCGCUCGAGGUCUAGACGCGGGGAGCUACACGUGCCGAGCACAUUCUCGGCUGGACUCCGCCGACAGCGCCACCACGUUGACCGUACUGACUGCGCCCCGCGUGUCGCUCCCCGGCGGCGCGGUGGUGGUGGCGCGCACGCGCGGCGACGUGACGCUGCGCUGCGACGUGCGCGGCCGCGGCGCCGCCGUGGCGUGGCUGAAGGACGGCGAGCCUUUGACACCCAAUCAGCACGAUAUAGCGCUGGUGGACGGGUCCUCGCUCCGCAUCCAGGGCGUGCUGCGCGUGGACGCGGGCAUGUUCCAGUGCGCGGCCGGCAGCGCGGCCGGCAGCGCCGUCGCCGCGCUGAGGCUGCAGGUGCUGCCGCCCGAUGACGAGCUUGCCUCCCUCCCCUCCCCUCCCGACAUCUUCAACUCCCUGGUCCCCGACGACCCCGACUUCCUCGGGGAGACGUCCCCCGCGUUCACGCACGCACCGGACUAUUAUGAUUACACGCUCACUGAAGGACUGGAGCUGGGACGAGAGAACGGGAGCAUCGUGAGCCCGCCCAGGGAGCUGAGGGCGGUAAUCGUGAAGCAUCGCUUCGUGACGCUGAGCUGGUUGGAACCGGCGAGGAAGAUGGAAGAAGUGGUGGGCUAUGUGGUGGUGUAUCGAGUCAAAGGGAGCGAGAGGGAACGAGUUUCGCGCGGCAGUGCGACGCGGUUCGAGAUGAACGUCGCAACUCUUCAACCAAACACUACAUACGUGUUCAGCGCACGAGCACUUACGCUCAGUGCUAUUUCACCGCCAACUGAGACGAUCGAAGCCCACACGGCGGCUGAAGAGCUAAGCUUCGGUCCCCCCACCAACGUGAAAGUGGAAGCCGCCGGUCCACACAGCCUCCGUGUCAGGUGGUCCCCGCCAGCGCAGGAACCUCAGCCGCCGCACUACACCGUGCACUACACGGAGGUGGAAACGGGUCGCGAGCAAGUGGUGACGGCAGACGCGGACUCGUCGGGCGGGUCCGCGACGCUGGGCGGACUGCGCGCCGCCGCCGCGUACUCGGUGUCGGUGGCCGGCGCCGGCGGGGCGGCCGCGGACCCGGUGCUAACGAGGACGUUAGCGUUAGCGCCUCUAGCGCCGCCCGCCAAUGUCAGCGCUGAGCCAGCUUCGCCCACUUCGAUCCUGGUUCGCUGGGAAGCCCCCCCGGCCCGCACGCACCGCGGCGCCCUCACCGGGUACAAGGUGCGCUUCCGGGCCGCCGGCGCGAGGCGCAAGGCCGACUCCCUCACCACCCCCGCUGACGCGAGACGGGCCGAGUUGAGAGAUCUCGACCCGCAUACUACAUAUCAAAUCCGCGUCUGCGCCAUCAACGCUAACGGAUCGGGGCCCUUCAGCGAGUGGCUGACGGCGGCCACGCAGGCGCGCGCGCACGACGAGUCCCGGGUGCCGCCGCAGCCGCCCCCACUUAGCACGCGCGCUGGCCGCGACUGGAUCUCAGUGUGGUGGGAGGAAGGCUCUGAAGGAGGGUCCCUGAUCCGCGGCUACCGGCUCGGGUGGGGGCUCGGCGUGCCCGACGUGCACGGGAAGGAGCUACCUGCCGCCACACAUCACCACGUCAUCAGGGGGCUGGAAUCGAACGCGGAAUACGUGAUAUCCCUCCACGCAUCGAACGCGCUAGGCGCGGGGCCUCCGGUGUAUGCCACUGUACGAACGAAGGCAGCAGCUGAAGGCGAUGAUCUCGAGGAGGAUGAGGAGGACGAGGAGGAUGAAGAGGAUGAGGAGGAACGACCACCGUUAAUACCGCCCGUCGGACUUAAGGUGAUAAUGCUGAGCGGUAGCACGGCUGUGGUUUACUGGACCGACCCCACGCUACCUAAAGGACAGACCGCAACAGACGGGCGACGCUACGUGGUGCGCUACGCGGCCGCCGGCGCCGGGCAGCGCGCGCGCAGCUUCAACGCCACCGACCUCAACUGCAUGCUCGAUGACCUCAAGCCUUUCACACUUUACGAGUUCGCCGUUAAACUCAUUAAAGGUGGUCAGGAGUCGGCGUGGUCGAUGCUGGUGUCGAACACGACGCUGGAGGCGGCGCCGGCGUCCCCGCCCCGCGAGCUGCGCGCCGCCGCGUCCACGCCCGCCGCGCGCGCCGCCGAGCUCGCGUGGGCGCCGCCCGCCAAGCCCAACGGGGUCAUUACGGGUUACACAAUAAUGUACGCGCCGGCCGGCUCGGGCUUGGGAGACUGGACCGUGCAGAAGGUGGAGGGCGACCGCCCGAGGGCGCGGGUGGAGAGGCUGCGCGCGCGCACUACGUACUCGUUUAAAGUGCAGGCCAAGAACAGCAAGGGCGUUGGCCCGUUCUGUGCACCCAUUUCAUAUACCACUGGUAUUGACACGGGUGGCGGGGGACUGGCGGGUGCCACAUCGGCGUGGCUGUGGGCGUCGGCGGGCGGCGCGUGCGCGGUUCUGGCUCUAGCGGCGGCUCUCGCACUCUCGUUAUGUUGCCGCAAGGCGCCGCCACUGUCGCCACAUACCAGCACAUACCAGAAGUCAUCAGCGUCAGCGGGCAUCAAGCCCCCGGACCUGUGGAUCCACCACGACCAGAUGGAGCUGAAGCAUCUGGACAAAAGUCUGCACAGCUCAGCUAGUAAGAUAUCGGCCGGCAGCGUAGACGGGCCUUCAGCGUUGGCGUCCUCGACGCUGACGCUCACGCGGGCCCCGGCCGAGUACGAGCCCGCGCGGCACCCGCACCCGCCGCCCGCCAGCCUCGACCGGAGACACUACGUGCCUACUUAUGUCGACCGGCGGUCGCCAUCUUGCGCGGGCUCGGACGAGACGGCGCCGCUGCGCGCGUCGCCUGCGCCCGCGCCGCGCGCACGAGAGUGCAACGUCUGUGCUUAUCGACCGAUGACGGGCACGGGCACGGGCAUGGGCGUGGGCGUGGGCGUGGGCAUGGGCGUGGGCUGCGCGGCCACGUGCGAGCGCCGCGCGCUGCGCCCCGCGCUCGGCCUCCCGCACCCCGACCAGCGAGUACAUCGCUCGACCCGCUUUGACCUGUCCCAUCCUCAGCAGGAGUGUUUCCAGAGCACGCCGCUGCUGGCGGGCGUGGCGCCACUGUCGCCGCAAUCUUCACUCGCGUCGUUACAUGCGCACGGGCACCCCGGCCAUGCGCAUAAUACGCUGCCUCACACGCACUCGCUCGCGCACCCGCCGCUCGCGCCGUGCGGAGGUGGCACAUGUCCGCUAGGCGCCGCUUGCGCACCCGUCGGGGGCACCACGCCGGCCGGCUCCGACAUCUACGCGUGCGCGGCGCGGGAGAGGGGGCAUUAUGUCGCUUACGAACCGCUAGGACAUUACACGCAUCGCGACUCAAUGAGUAGCGAAGCCGGCGGCCUCAGCGGUGCGGGCACCAGCGGAGCGAGUGGGGCGAGCGGCGCGGGGGCGGGGGGCUCCCUCAGCGGCGCGGGGGCGGGUGCGGGGGUGGGCGGCUCCCUCGUAGGCGCGGGGGCGGGGGCGGGGGGCUCUCUACAACGGCGAGCGUGCGCGGCGCCGCUGCACAGCUUCGCCGACUCGCCGCACUCCACACCUAGCCAUGGGCAUGGUAGCAUGAGAGAGACGUCGCCGUACAAGAAGAGCAACAGUUCGUCGCCCGGACACAUCCCCAAUCGACUGCAGCUGGGUGGCAGCGUAGCGCACUGCCCCGAGGAGCUCGAAGCGCUCACGCCGUCCCGCUCCACCGAACGGCUGGCGAGAGAGAUGCAGAACCUCGAGGGGCUCAUGAAGGACCUGUCGGCCAUCACGCAGCAGCAGUUCCACUGCUAGCGCACCGCCACUCCUCCAACUGAAGGGGAGAUACGUGUAUAACGGACUAAACGACAGUUUAUCGAACGCCAAUCCAACAGUAACAAUGUAUG
Messenger RNA from Cydia strobilella, 5113 nucleotides. RefSeq names its product neogenin (gene fra). Gene Ontology annotation, molecular function: protein binding. The transcript is spliced from 33 exons. NCBI's taxonomy places the organism in Eukaryota, Metazoa, Arthropoda, Insecta, Lepidoptera, Tortricidae. Gene Ontology annotation, cellular component: membrane. The record is from RefSeq and is a predicted model, not a curated record. Gene Ontology annotation, biological process: cell-cell adhesion. Bases 240 to 5021 code for a protein of 1593 amino acids.